This is a messenger RNA of Rotaria socialis, 687 nucleotides long. Lineage: Eukaryota; Metazoa; Rotifera; Eurotatoria; Philodinida; Philodinidae. The record is from the annotation of a GenBank genome assembly.
AUGAAUACUUACAAUAUAAAUGAACUUUCUUCAUCAUCUGAAUCCGAUGGUCCCUAUUUAGUCGAUUCAAGAUAUUGUCGUACAACAAUUAGAUGUAAACGGAAAUCAUUGAAAAAAACAAUUAAAUUGAUUCAUGGCCGUUGUGUUGUUAUCUAUCGAGGCACAGGAGAUCUUUUACCUAUUGCAGCAAAGGAUGCAGAUCGAAAUUGUUAUUGUGAUUUUGUUUUUGUUUGUCAUGAUCCAAAGUCAAUGAGUUUAGCAAAACACAUGUCCGCUAUGCCACAAUCUGGAUCAGCUUUACAUGAUUCAUCAAUAUCAGAAGAUGAUAAUGACGAUAAAAGUGAUAAAAAGAUUUUUCAACAACGAUUCGUAUCUUCAAAUAGUAAUCAACGAUUAUCAGAAAAAGAUUCAUUUUUAUUUCCAAAAAAAAUAAAUGAAUAUAAUAACAACGAAAAUUCUAUUUCGUUCAUUACAUCUGAAAGAGAAUCACGGAUCAAGAAUAAUUCUUCAACAACAUGCAUUGAUACCAAUGAAACUGAAACAUCGAAAGAGCAAUUAAUAAUUGAAGAUAUCGAUGUUGAUGUUGACGAAUUGAUUGACGCUGAUGAACCAUCAGUUUCAAUUGUUUAUUUUCCAUCAACGCAUACGAAACCUAUUUCGAAUAUUUUUAUUGACAAAAGUAGAUAA